This is a messenger RNA of Selaginella moellendorffii, 2135 nucleotides long. RefSeq names its product protein JINGUBANG. Gene Ontology annotation, molecular function: protein binding. The transcript has a single exon. The coding region runs from base 596 to 2050 and encodes 484 amino acids. The record is from RefSeq and is a predicted model, not a curated record. NCBI's taxonomy places the organism in Eukaryota, Viridiplantae, Streptophyta, Lycopodiopsida, Selaginellales, Selaginellaceae.
CUCUGUUUCUAGGGCUUUUGGCGAUGGCGGGGCAGAAUGGAGCCCACGGACUGGGUGGAAUGCUGCUAACGCUACCGUGAUCAAUACGUUGGAUUCCCUUCUCUUUGUUUUUUCUUUGCUCUCUCGCCGCGGAGAAAGAGUGCUGUGGGCUUUUUCUUCCUCUUUUUCCUGUUUCUCUCGCUUUUCCUCUUGAUCCGUUGCGUCCAGGAGAGAGAAACCGAGGAAUCGAAGGCGCUGUGCCACGGAGAAUCGAGCGGCAAUCGGGCAUUGCAAUCGCUUUCUCGUCGCUGGUGAUGCUCGCUGUUCUUGUUUUCCCCCAGUUUUCGGUUUGGAGCAGUACUUGGAACGACUUUUCCUUUCCUUGGGAACGAUCUGUUUGAUCGAAGAGAUUCCUUCUUGUUUUCCCUGUGCUUUGGGUGUCGAUCGGUUUUGGAGAACAUCUUUACGUUGUCAGCGUCCGGUGGGUCGUUUCAAGGGAGUUUUCCCUCUUUUUCUGUCCUGGAAGAUCACGCAUUUGUUGUGUGGGGUGUGGAACAAAGCGAUCAUCUUCGCCAAUAGAGAAGACUUGAGUGUGAAGAAAGGAAGCUAGCUAGCUAUGGUCGGAUCGAUGAAGAAGAGGAGCUUCGCGUGCUUUCCAUCCAGCUCCGCCUCGAUUGCAAUGGCCUCCUCGUCCUUCUGCGACCCAUUCGACGAUCUCCCCAUCUCGGACUCCAUCUCGGACACCACCACCUCCGACAAGGAUCAAUCCGAGCAGCAGCAGCAGCAGUUCCUCCUCGCCACCGCGAUCGAUCAACCCCGCCCCAGCAGCUCCUCCAGAUCCUCCGCGGGCUUCCGCUGCCUCCUCUCCUUCAAGCCCCACGCGUCUGGCAUCUGCGCGCUCGCCAUCUCCGACCACUCGCUCUACUCGGGCUCCGAGGAUGGCCUCGUCUGCUCGUAUCGCCUCGCCGAUCUCCAGCCCAGCGAUCGCCUCGCCGCUGCCUCCUCGGGCUCCGUCAAGGCCCUCCUCGUACGCCGCGCCGGCCUCGAGAUCUACAGCGCCCACCAGGAUCACAAGAUCCGGGCUUGGAGCCGGGCAUCGCCAUCGCCACCAUCGCAGCACCGCUUGAUCGCCACACUCCCCACCAUCCGGGACGUGGUGGCGACCUCCAUCCGCGGCAGCAAGGGCCUGGUGAGGAUCCGGCGCCACCGCAAGAGCCCCUGGAACCAGCACUUCGACACCAUCUCGUCGCUGGCCGUGGACGAGGCCGCCGGGAUCCUCUACUCGGGCUCCUGGGACCGAUCGCUCAAGGCGUGGCGGCUGCGCGACCUGCGCUGCCUGGAAUCCAUCGGGGACGCUCACACGGACGCGAUCAACGCGCUGGCGGUGGCGCCGCGAGGUGGGUUCCUGUUCUCGGCCUCGGCGGACUCGUCGGUCAAGGUGUGGAGGCGGGGGAAGUGCGAUCGAUCGAGGAAGAACCACAAGAACACGAAGGGAUUGAGCGAUGGCCUGAGCUUCGUGGUGGAGCUCGCGCAGCCCAGCCCCGUGAAUUGCAUCGCGCUGUGGGGGAGCUGGGUCUACGCGGGGUGCAGCGAUGGGAGGAUCUCGGUGUGGAUGGUGGCGAUCGAGCAGGAGGACGAAGCAUCGCCUCCGCGAGGAGCAGAGGACCCAUCAUCGUCGGAGUCCGGGGAAGAGGAAAACCAGGGAAUUAGGGUUCUUCGCGAAGAGCCAGAGAUUAGGGUUUAUCGCGAGGAAUUUGCGGCGCUGUGCGGGCAUUCCAUGUCAGUGCUGUCGAUCUCGGCGGCGCGCGACGUCGUGUGCAGCGGAUCCGCGGAUCGGACAAUCCGGGUGUGGAGGCGCGAGGACGAGCGGCAUUCCUGCGUGUGCGUGGUCCAGGAUUUGCACAGCCGCUGCCCGAUCAAGAGCGUCAUCGUCUCGAUCGAGGGGAUUGUGGACGGAUGCAUGGUCUACAGCGGCGGGCUGGAUGGAUUCCUCAAGGCGUGGUGGGUGUCGCUGAGGAGCAAGCCCAAGAUCUUUGGCGAGAGCCCUUGCUCUGUUCUAGACUAUCGGUGAGAGAGAGACACGCUCGUAGAGAAAAAAGUUUUUCUUAGUGUUUGGCACCUAGAAAGAAAUCUCAGAUGUAACCAAAAUGCCUGCU